UAGCUUCUGAGCACUGGCCAUCUGCCAGAAAGGGGCAUCAACAAGUGCCUCGAAUCCAAUCGUUGUUUGUUGUAAUUGUUGUUAUUUGUUGUUGCCGUGUUUUGCUCCUCCGAAAUCCGACGUACCCAACUUCUUCGCCUCGUCGUUACCUUCGUAUAGAACCAUUAUUCUUCAGUCAAUUGCUGUGAAGGGGCGGCGGAUACGCGAGAGCAGUUUUGGGGCUCUCCUCCUGGUUGCUUGCUUGCUUCUACACGAGGUGCUGCUGCUGUUGCUGAAUUUUACAUACAAUCACCAUGUUUGGCAGGUUGUUUGGCAAGCCCAAGGAGGAGGUCUCCACUCUUUCCACACUGGACAAGCUCAAUGAGACCCUGGAGAUGCUAGAGAAAAAGGAGAAAGUCUUGCAGAAAAAGAUAGCUAUGGAGAUUGAGAAAGCUAAGGAAUUCACGAGAUUGAAGAAUAAGAGAGCUGCGAUUCAGUGUCUAAAACGGAAGAAGUUGUAUGAAGUCCAAGUAGAGCAACUCGGUAACUUCCAAUUGCGUAUUCACGAUCAGAUGAUUAUGUUAGAGGGUGCUAAAGCAACUACAGAAACUGUGGACGCCCUACGUAGUGGUGCCGCAGCUAUGAAGGCGAUCCAGAAAGCCACAAAUAUUGAUGAUGUAGACAAGACCAUGGAUGAGAUUAAUGAGCAGACCGAGAACAUGAAGCAGAUUCAAGAGGCACUCUCAGCUCCUAUUGGAGCAGCGGCUGAUAUUGACGAGGACGAGUUGGAAGCCGAGCUUGAGGACCUUGAAGGAGCCGAGUUAGAAGAACAAUUAAUUAAUCCAUCUGCCCAGGAGCUCCCACAAGCAUACCGGCCUAAUCCAGUUCCUGCUCAGAAACCCAAACCAACUCAGGUUAAGGAAGAGGAAGACGAACUUGCAGCUCUUCAAGCUGAAAUGGCUCUUUAGAGACUUGACGCCUCCAAUUGCUGCUUGAAUCUGAAUUUUUAUGAUCACAUCAGGUCAGGCUUCUAUCCGCUUUCGCUUCAGGUUUGUCCCAACUUGAUACCCAAGGGCAUUGUCGCUACAACGAAUAUACCGAUAACUGAAAAUCACAAUGAGAACCGACUCGUUUUCCAGAAUUCUGGAUGCUGGGCCGGGUGGUACUUGACACCGAUGAUGGAUUUUAGCCUCAGCACUUCUUCAGUCGUUUGGAAUGGUGAAAUAACUCUUAGAAAUUAACUCAAAUCUCGGCAUGCCCUGUAGAGAAAUAGUUUAACUAUCAAGAAUUUGGCAUGGAUUUCUCUUCUCCUUUGCGCCUCAUGAGAUCAGCAAUUGGGUCGCUACUGAUUGCUUGUCCUCCUGUUGCUGCUUGUGUAUUACUGUAACUCCUACCUUCUUCAUAUUAUUUUUUAAAGCUACCUUGACAUAUACCAUGCGCACAGGUUACAGCAAUUUACUACAGGAUCUAGUGAAACGUUAGCAUUACUACCAAAGUGAUCCUGCUGAUUGUACUCCAAUGUGAGGAUUGUAUUACCAAAACAUUAGUUUUUAAAACCAUGACGAUGACGCUUGUAUUUUCGUUUGUUUUUUUAGCA
This is a messenger RNA of Physcomitrium patens, 1576 nucleotides long. Its product is annotated as vacuolar protein sorting-associated protein 32 homolog 1. Gene Ontology annotation, cellular component: cytoplasmic side of plasma membrane; ESCRT III complex; multivesicular body. Lineage: Eukaryota; Viridiplantae; Streptophyta; Bryopsida; Funariales; Funariaceae. The record is from RefSeq and is a predicted model, not a curated record. Gene Ontology annotation, biological process: vesicle budding from membrane; late endosome to vacuole transport via multivesicular body sorting pathway.